GUACCAAUACUGGGUGAGGGCCGGUGAGAGGGGUGCGUUCCGUGUCAAGAAUGUUCGACCAGGUGCUUAUCGUAUACAUGCUUAUAUCCCUGGCGUGUACGGACAGUAUGUGAGUGAGCAAGUGAUAACCGUGCAAGCUGGCAGAGCGGCACUGCUGGAAACUUUGUUUUUUCACCCUCCUCGAUCAGGACCGACAUUGUGGGAAAUUGGGAUUCCUGACCGGUCGGCCGCAGAAUUCUUUGUCCCUGUGCUCAACCCAGACAGCCAAUACCCUUAUCCCCCAGUAGGAGAGAAUCGAUUCAGAAACUACGGUGCCUGGGAGCGAUACGCAGAGACCUUUAACUAUUCCACAGGGGACCAGCUGACUUACAUCGUCGGUGUCCACGACUAUUCUAAGGACUGGUGGUAUGUUCAGCCGAUUAUGUUUAUGCCCGAAGGUUCGCCGGUAAAGUAUGCUCAGUCCACGUGGCGAAUCAAUUUUGACAUCUGGGUUACACCCAACCCGAAGGCGGUGUACAUGUUCCGUGCUGCUUUGGCGGCAUCUCACAAUGCGUCCGUUCUUCUCAGAGUGAACAACGUGACGUCAGAUCCAUUGGUCGACACUGAGUACGACUUUCCGCAGGCUACAGCAAACGACAACGCCAUGGCACGCGCUAGCGCUCAUGGGCAGUAUGGUGAGUUCCAUGUCAAAAUCCCCGGUUCGCUCUUCAAAGCAGGAACCAAUUCGAUCUUCCUCACCCAGAAGUACGGAGCUAGACCGCUCUCGCACUUGAUGUGGGAUUACCUCCGACUUGAGACUCCGCCACCACCGAUCACAAGUUAAGAGCAGAGCAUUCAGCAAAGAAGAACGCGGUACAGAAGCCAUAUGCAUGCGCACAGGUCGACGGGAGAGAGAGAAAGAGAACAAGACUGACCACGGCUG
This is a messenger RNA of Chara braunii, 922 nucleotides long. The record is from the annotation of a GenBank genome assembly. Lineage: Eukaryota; Viridiplantae; Streptophyta; Charophyceae; Charales; Characeae.